AUCCGCAGCUUCCCGGACUUCCCCACGCCGGGCGUGCUGUUCAGGGACAUCUCGCCCCUCCUGAAGGACCCCGACUCCUUCCGCGCCUCCAUCAGCCUCCUGGCGAGCCACCUGAAGAAGACCCACGGCCGCAAGAUCGACUUCAUCGCGGGCCUAGACUCUCGAGGCUUUCUGUUUGGCCCCUCCCUGGCCCAGGAACUUGGCUUGGGCUGUGUGCUCAUCCGAAAGCGUGGAAAGCUGCCAGGCCCCACCGUGUCCACCUCCUACACACUGGAAUAUGGGAAGGCUGACCUGGAAAUCCAAAGAGACGCCCUGGAGCCAGGGCAAAAGGUGGUAGUCGUGGACGAUCUGCUGGCCACUGGUGGAACCAUGCGAGCAGCCUGUGAGCUGCUGGGCCAGCUACAGGCUGAGGUGCUGGAAUGCGUGAGCUUGGUGGAGCUGACUUCACUGAAGGGCAGGGAGAAGCUGGGGGCUGUGCCCUUUUUCUCGCUUCUGCAGUAUGAGUGACCUCAACACCCUGACCCACACCAGCUAGAAAAGGAGAGGUCCAGCCUCUGUCACUACAAUGGCCUCCACUGGCUGCCAAGGGUACUCGCUGCCCACCUGGACUUUUUUAUACAUUCCUGUGGUUGAGUGACUAUAUCCAGCACCCAGGGACUGUCCUGCAGCUUCUGGAAGUGCAAAGGCCUGAAGCCACAGCCCAGGGCAAAGCCAAGCCAAAGCUGCUCAGGUUUUUAUAGUGAAAUUAUAAGAACAUGAAUAAUCAA
Miniopterus natalensis is the source of this 767-nucleotide messenger RNA. It is a transcript of the gene APRT, whose product is annotated as adenine phosphoribosyltransferase. NCBI's taxonomy places the organism in Eukaryota, Metazoa, Chordata, Mammalia, Chiroptera, Miniopteridae. Gene Ontology annotation, cellular component: cytoplasm. Gene Ontology annotation, molecular function: adenine binding; AMP binding; adenine phosphoribosyltransferase activity. Gene Ontology annotation, biological process: AMP salvage; adenine salvage. The record is from RefSeq and is a predicted model, not a curated record.